Molecule: messenger RNA, 1158 nt
Organism: Saccharomycopsis crataegensis
Lineage: Eukaryota; Fungi; Ascomycota; Saccharomycetes; Ascoideales; Saccharomycopsidaceae
Gene: SEN34
Product: tRNA splicing endonuclease subunit SEN34
Exons: 1
Coding region: 1-1158 (385 amino acids)
Biological process (GO): tRNA-type intron splice site recognition and cleavage; tRNA splicing, via endonucleolytic cleavage and ligation
Cellular component (GO): tRNA-intron endonuclease complex
Molecular function (GO): nucleic acid binding; tRNA-intron lyase activity
Source: RefSeq, a predicted model, not a curated record
AUGGUGAAGAGGAAGAUCCCAAUUACCAUAGUGGGGAACCGUGCCCUUGUAUUUGAUUUGCCAGAUAUUAAGAUCUUGCGUGAAGAGUAUCAUGUCCUCGGGGUAUUGUCAGGUACUUUACCAGUGGCCCCACAACAAUCGAUUUUUCUAAGUGUUCCCCUUCAAUUAUCAAUCGAAGAGGUAUUAUAUCUUGUGGCGAUGGGGCGUGCUUACUUGAUCCAUGAAAAGCAAGUGACACAUCAGUUUUUUGAGACUUGGACUGACGAGGAUACGGAGAAGUAUUUGAAUAAAUUAUGGGAGGGUCACAAGAAGGAUAUCAAGCAGAAGCAGCGAGAAAUUUUUGAAAAACGGCACUUUUUCUUGCAAAAGACCAAGAAAAAGCAGCAGCGAAAUAAGCAAAAAACCGAAGGUUUGCAAAGUGAUAUUGGAAAAGAAGAAGGUAUCUCAAACCAUGAUUUAUUGGCAGAAGAAUCACAAAAGGAAAUUGAGGUAGACUCUUCUAAUAUCAAUUUGAUCUUCUACAAAACUGAAGACAGUUCGCGUGGAUUGUCAAAUUAUGAUUGGCUCGUGGAGAUUAUUCAACAUUCGGAUGGUUUCCAGCGACGCAUGUUGUUUGGGUAUAUCAAGAAUCAUUUAAUUAACAAGUAUAAUGGCGUGGUUGAUGUUUCCCACCUUGAAAUUGAUAAUUUGAUCUACGAUACUAUUGACAACGCGGUUGCGGUGGGAACUGCCGGAGUUGAUUUAGAAAAGUUGCGCCAUCGUUGCGAUCGACUCAUCAGUAGUGUGAGGUUCAUUCAAUCGAUCCAUUCACGAGCAGAAACUUCUCAAUACUACGUAUUGCCGGGGUUGAAAUUCGGCUCAAAGUUUGUUGUGUAUCCUGGGGAUCCAUUACGAUACCACUCGCACCACAUUGUGAAUUUUUUCAACUGGGAUGAAGAAAUAGAUUUGAUGCGAUUUGUAAAUGGUGGGAGAUUGGCAGUGGGAGUGAAAAAAUUAUGGGUUGUCAGUGGGAUAAAGCCAAAAGAGAAGAUAAAGGAUGCUGAGAGCAGCAGCAAUAGUGCAACGGAGGAAAUUGAUGGAUUUAUCAAUGCAUUGUUUGAUGGUAAUGGAGAUAAGGAGGUUGUGAAUUUCUCUGUGGAGUGGGCAGGAUUUGGUUGA